This is a messenger RNA of Neoarius graeffei (lesser salmon catfish), 1379 nucleotides long. RefSeq names its product ornithine decarboxylase antizyme 1b (gene oaz1b). Gene Ontology annotation, molecular function: ornithine decarboxylase inhibitor activity. NCBI's taxonomy places the organism in Eukaryota, Metazoa, Chordata, Actinopteri, Siluriformes, Ariidae. The record is from RefSeq and is a predicted model, not a curated record. Gene Ontology annotation, cellular component: cytoplasm; nucleus. Gene Ontology annotation, biological process: positive regulation of protein catabolic process.
AGUACCGAGAGGUUUCUUCAGUCUAAGGAACUGAGAGACAGUCAGGCGGCCGUGAACCUCUCCGAGGCCGGAUGGUCAAAUCCAACCUCCAGCGGAUACUCAAUAGUCAUUGUUUCGCCCGUGAAAAAGAAGGAAAACCUCAGUGUCAAAUCCAAAUGGAUGCUUUAAAUUGUAAUCUUUCUGACAUGAUUAGCAAUCUGUCUCUGAGCUGUAGUAGUAGUACUCCUGGUCCUGGGCCUCUGUGGUGUUCCGAUGCCCCUCUCCCACCCCUGAAGAUCCCAGGUGGGCGAGGGAAUGGCACACGGGAUCACUCUCCCUCAGCUCGGCCACUCUACACGGACAGGAAGUUAAGUGUGAUUGAACGUCCUGCUGGUGGUGGUUGCCCGCCGAUGCUGCACUUCCUUAGCCGGCCCACUGUCUCUCGUGUGAUUCGCUGGGAGGCGGUUGUCCGUGGCGACGGCCUUUACAUUGAGAUUCCUCAAGAGACCCUUCCAGAGGGCAGCAAGGAGAGCUUUGCAUCUCUGCUGGAAUUUGCUGAAGAACAUUUAAAGGUCACCAGCGUGUAUGUUUGCUUUUACAAGAACCGAGAUGAUCGUGCCAAGUUGGUGCGUACGUUUAGUUUCCUGGGCUUUGAGGUUGUGAAUCCGGGCCGUUCCCCUGUCCCUCCUCGACCUGACGUCUUCUUCAUGGCUUACAACUUCGAUAGAGAUUCAUCUGAUGAAGAUUAGACUCCUCCUUCCCAAUCCUUAUACCAAUCAUCUUUUCAUUUUGCUUGUCUUUCACUUGUUCAUCUCUUUUGUUAGUGUAAUAGAGCAGAUUUAUUGAUGUAAUGUGGGCUGACAUUAUUCCUUUCUCCAUUUAUCAUUCCCCCAUCUUGAGCCUUUUUUUAGUUGAUCUAUUAUCCUGUUGUACAAGAGGAAAUCAUUGUUGUAAUUCUCACAGCUAUAAGAUCUAUUUGCUUUAUUUUGAAUGUACAUCAGAAAGGUCAUUCAGUUUACACUGUUAUAGGUACUGUUCAGUGCUGCAUUUUGAUUGGCUUUGAAGUUUAAAGCAAGUUUAAAAAUUAUUGUAAGUUAGAGGAAAGUAUAAUUUCUGCUCGGUGCUUCAUAGCCGGGUUCAACUAGGAAGUGAGCUUUGUUAGGCAUAAAAAAAAAAAAAAUUAAGUGCUGAAGCAUCUACCAGUUGGUGAUCUAUCCUGUUGGGUGAAAAUUGGUACGAUGCGAAAAUGGGUUUACUACCUGCCCUUUGACUUGUUUUUGUGCAUCAUAUAACUUGCGUUAUGGUGGAAUUCUCCACCCUGUCAUGGUUUGGUUCGGAUGUUCCCAGCUUUAGUGUUGUGCUUAUGUGAGAAAUAAAAUUGAUUUAAAAAAGAAAUGAAA